Haliotis rufescens (red abalone) is the source of this 13969-nucleotide messenger RNA. Its product is annotated as solute carrier family 12 member 3-like. Gene Ontology annotation, cellular component: membrane. Lineage: Eukaryota; Metazoa; Mollusca; Gastropoda; Lepetellida; Haliotidae. The transcript is spliced from 24 exons. Gene Ontology annotation, biological process: sodium ion transmembrane transport; sodium ion homeostasis; potassium ion import across plasma membrane. The record is from RefSeq and is a predicted model, not a curated record. Bases 124 to 3510 code for a protein of 1128 amino acids. Gene Ontology annotation, molecular function: sodium:potassium:chloride symporter activity.
CCUGUAAGUGGGGAUAUUUUGGUCACGCACGUGGGUUGCGUCAAACCUUUGUUUACAGUGACCAUGUGACCAACUAUAGGCCAAUCAGAACGAGGCAAGUGACCUUCUUGGAUAAAUCAAAAAAUGGCGCACAUGGAGUCUACCGAGCCGGGUGAAAUGAAGAAAGCAGAGCUACUCGUGCCUAGUAGCGUGGAAGGUGACGAAAUAGGAGAAGAAAUGAAGAAAAGCGGCUCUCGGUUUCAAGUGGCCCGUGUGGACUGUGUUAAUGAAACUAAAUUUGAAGAAUCACCAAAGGAUACAAGAAGCAAUGUGCAUGAUAAGGGACCGGAAUCUCCUUCAGCCACCUUCUCUCUCAGUGGCGAUUCCUUUCGGAGUUAUUCAGAUACCAAUAAUUUGAAAACUUUUGCAAUGAAUACUCAUGAGGCUCUGCCAUGUGUUGACCAUUACAGGAACAUACUGUCGGCGACAGGAGGAAUGAAAUCGCGACCGACACUCGCCCAGCUACACGAGGAAAUGGAUGAUGAAGAAAUGCGAGGUAGACACAAAGAUCCCCUCCUGGCCGGGGAGGAGAGAUUGGUCAGUGACAGUAACGUGGCAAUCUCCACUGACAAGAAGCCACAACAAGGGGCUUUGAAAUUUGGCUGGAUCAAAGGUGUCCUGGUGCGAUGUCUGCUAAAUAUCUGGGGUGUCAUGCUGUUCAUCCGCCUGUCGUGGGUGGUUGGCCAGGCUGGCAUGGGCCUCACUGCAGUCAUCAUCCUCCUGUCCGGCGUUGUCACCACACUUACUGCUCUAUCCAUGUCAGCCAUUUGUACAAAUGGAGAAGUAAAGGGAGGUGGUGCAUAUUAUAUGAUAUCCCGUAGUUUGGGAGCUGAGUUUGGUGGUGCUAUUGGCCUCAUCUUUUCAGUAGCCAACGCUGUAGCUAUUGCAAUGUAUGUAGUAGGCUUUGCAGAAACUGUUCGAGAUUUAUUAAAGAACAAUAAUGCCUUGAUGAUAGAUGAAACCAAUGAUAUCCGAAUAAUUGGGUUCAUCACGAUAUCUCUGCUCCUAGCCAUUGCUAUUAUUGGUAUGGACUGGGAAGCUAGGGCCCAGCUGGUAUUGUUAGCUGUCUUGGUGAUUGGGCUGGUCAAUUUUGUUGUUGGUUGUCUCAUCCCUCCGACAGAAACCAAGAAAGUCAAGGGAUUUGUGGGAUUUAAAACUGAUCUCUUUAUUGAGAACAUGCUUCCUGCAUUUGGGGAGGGGCAGGAGUUUUUCUCAGUGUUUUCUGUAUUCUUCCCGGCGGCCACUGGAAUUUUGGCUGGAGCCAACAUCUCUGGGGAUCUUAAGGAUGCCCAGACAGCAAUCCCAAAAGGAACCCUACUGUCCAUCCUCAUUUCCACCAUUGUGUAUCUGGGCGUGGCCUGGACCCUGGGGGGCUGCAUGCUGCGCGAUGCUGUCGGACCCCUCAACGUGGCAGUGGGUGCAACCACUGUUGUACAGCUUUCAAACGUCACAACUACAACGCUGGCGUCGGUGGUGAUGUCGGCGGCAAUGUCAGCGGCACAGCAAGCCCCAAACACGUCAACAAGUACUGUGUAUACGGUGGAUGUGAUACGAAACUGCUCUCUCGGCGAGAAUGGCGUAUGUGCUUAUGGGCUGAUGCAUGAUUAUCAGGCCAUGGAGAUGAUGUCAGGCUUUGGUCCACUUAUCACAGCUGGAAUCUUCUCGGCCACACUUUCCUCGGCAUUAGCGAGUCUUGUUUCCGCCCCUAAAGUCUUCCAGGCUGUUUGCAAAGAUGAAAUCUUCCCUAAAAUAAAGUUUUUUGCAAAAGGCUAUGGGAUUGAUGAUAGCCCAAGACGUGCCUACCUGCUGGCUUAUUUUAUAGGUUUAGGAUUUGUUUUUAUUGGUGACCUGAAUGCCAUAGCCCCUGUGAUAUCCAAUUUCUUUCUUAUGUCUUACACACUGAUCAACUAUUCCUGCUUCGAUGCCUCACUUGCCCGCUCACCAGGUUGGCGCCCAGCAUUCCGUUUCUACAACAAGUGGUGCAGCUUGCUGGGAGCUAUCAUCUGCCUGGCAGUCAUGUUCAUCAUCAACUGGUGGACUGCACUCAUCACAUUUGGAGUCAUCAGUGCCUUGUUUAUAUAUGUACACCACACAAAGCCAGAGGUGAACUGGGGGUCAUCGACACAAGCACAUGUGUACCGAAAUGCUCUGCAGUCUUCCCUUAAACUCAUAUCAGUUGAAGACCAUAUCAAAAACUUCAGACCACAGAUGCUUGUCUUGUCCGGUUUACCAGAGAAUCGACCAGCCCUAAUAGAUUUUGUUUCCCAUAUCAGCAAAAAAAUUAGUCUGAUGGUGUGUGCUAAUGUUAUAGUGGGUCAGCAGAGCGGUAACCUGAAGAAGCUCCUUAACACCAACGCUGCAUACAGCUGGCUGAGCAAGCGGAGAGUCAAGGCCUUCUACACUGCCACUACUGCCCCAUCGUUCCGCCACGGUGCCCAGUCUAUAAUGCAUACUGUUGGCGUUGGCAAGCUUCGACCUAAUACAUUAAUCAUGGGUUUCAAAUCUGAUUGGACAAAGUGUGAGCCAAGUGCUGUGGAGGAAUAUUUCAAGAUAAUACAUGAUGCCUUCGACCUGAAUUAUGGAGUGGGUCUGUUGAGGCUGCAGGAAGGCUUUGGUCUGGAUGUGGACAUGGAUGCAACAUUCAUGCCCGAUGGUUUGACAGAAGAUGAUGGCAUUCUCAGUUUCCCCCGUCGACCUCCAGAAAUAAGCGAUGACGACUUAACUCCGGAUGACACACCCCCUCACCGCCUCCACAGCAGCUAUGACAGGAUUGACAACAACACUCCCAUGCCUUCCAAGUCUACCAACCUGGUACCUGGGGACAUACAGAAUGGUCCUAGCAAAUCAAGGGAAAAGCUGAACAUUGAAGUCUUAAAAGGAAUUAAUAUGUUUAAGCGACACCCCAAGAAAGGGACCAUAGAUGUUUGGUGGUUGUUUGAUGAUGGUGGUCUGACGCUACUGAUUCCCUACAUCCUGACAACCAAGGCUCACUGGCGGGGCUGCAAACUGAGGGUCUUCACUGCAGGCACCAAGAAGGGCGACCUGGACAGGGAACAGAGACAGAUGGCCACCCUGUUGUCCAAGUUCCGCAUCGAGUGUAAGGACAUGACUGUGUUACCUGAUGUCAACAAGGCUCCUUGUGAAGAGAGUCAGAUGGAGUUCAAGAAUCUGGUGAGUGACUGGGUACUGGACACCAAGGCAGGAGAGACAGAGGAAAAGUUCCCUUGGAAAACCACACAGGAUGAGAUGGAGUUGCUCAAAGACAAGACAAAUCGCCACAUUCGACUUCGAGAGCUGAUGCAAGAAAAAUCACGAGAUGCAUCCCUGAUAGUCAUGACCCUGCCUAUGCCGAGAAAGGGCACCUGCUCUGCUGGGCUGUACAUGUCAUGGAUAGACACCCUCACAAGGGACAUGCCGCCUAUACUUCUACUUAGAGGCAAUCAAACCAGUGUUCUCACAUUCUACUCAUAGUACACAGCCUUACAGGGCCAUGGUAUUUACCUGACACAGGAACCUUUUUACAGCUGGUGACAAUGUAGGCCAAUGGAGCUACUAUAUGUGACAUUCACCAACCACAUCUCGGUCCAGUGGAACUUAUGCAGGAGUUUGGAUAUACACGACUUACACCAUCUAUGGAACAUGUGAUUAGGACUCUUGAGCCAAGGUUAUUACUGUAGUACUGAUGUUAUAUUUGUAUAUGGGAUAUAUGGAACCAAGCAUUUAUGGUAUUUAACACUAAAUUGUCAUGGCUGCUUGUAUACAUACAAGGAUUAUGCACUUAUUCAAAGUAGACAUUAAUCCAGUAAGUGCAAUAUAAUCUGGUUUGACUGUUUGCACAAGGGAUUCAAGUACAACAAGAGACAAAGUACAAGGAUCUCAAGUACAUCAAGGGCCUAAGUACAAGGAUCCUAUGUACAAGGCUUAAGUACAAGGCUCUCAAGUACAACAAGGGCCUAAGUACAAGGCUCUCAAGUACAAGGAUCUCAAGUACCACAAGGGCCUUAGUACAAGGCUCUCAAGUACAACAAGGGCCUUAGUACAAGGAUCUCAAGUACAACAGGGGCCUAAGUACAAGGAUCUCAAGUACAAGCAAGUUGUCAAAAGAUUUGUUACAAGUGACAAACCAGGAGGACUUGUCGGCCAGAGAUAUACAAUUGUUGAUAAUAUAGGCUGUUUGAUCCAACUAGGAGGGAGAUCUUAACAACGAUCCUAAGUACAAGGCUUAAGUACCAAGAGGGCCCAAGUACAAGGAUCUCAAGUACAACAAGGGCCUAAUUACAAGGCUCUCAAGAAGGGCCUAAAUACAAGGCUCUCAAGUACAACAAGGGCCUAAAUACAAGGCUCUCAAGUACCGCAAGGGCCUUAGUACAAGGCUCUCAAGUACAAGGGCCUUAGUACAAGGCUCUCAAGUACCACAGGGGCCUACGUACAAGGAUCUCAAGUACAUCAAGGGCCUUUGUACAAGGAUCUCAAGUACAAGGGCCUAAGUACAAGGCUUUCAAGAAGGGCCUAAAUACAAGGCUCUCAAGUACCACAAGGGUCUUAGUACAAGGCUCUCAAGUACAACAAGGGCCUAAGUACAAGGCUCUCAAGUACCACAAGGGCCUUAGUACAAGGCUCUCAAGUACAACAAGGGCCUAAGUACAAGGCUCUCAAGUACAACAAGGGCCUAAGUACAAGGAUCUCAAGUACAAGCAAGUUGUCAAAAGAUUUGUUACAAGUGACAAACCAGGAGGACUUGUCGGCCAGAGAUAUACAAUUGUUGAUAAUAUAGGCUGUUUUUUCCAACUAGAAGGGAGAUCCUUGGAAUCCUACAACUUGAUGCUUUCAGAUCUAUUUUGUUUGAAAACCUGUCUAGGAAUCAAGUUACAUUAUGGUUUAUUGUAACAAAAGCAAUUAAACAGCUGGGGGCGAAUCUCAUUUACAGCAAGUAGACUGUAGGUUUGUUUAUUUUUAGAAUACUCCAUUAAAUAUUCUUAUACAUGUACUGUUCAGCAUUUUAGUCAAUGAAUCUCAUGACAUCCUAUUUGGAAGUGUGCUUAUAGUUAUGAUUGACAAGAUAGCAUUUAUAGUGCUUCGGUUGACUUGGACCAACCCAUGUGUUUUUUGGAGGGAAAAGACGUCAUUGCAUAUUGUUGUGUUUAGAAAGAAGCAUAAUAAAAAAAAAAUUGAGAAGAAAAUGAUCUGAUUAUUAUGACAAGUGUAUUGAAAUGACCCAUUUACAAUGUGAAACAAAAAAAGACCAAUGAUCAUUAUCUUAAAUUCGUAUUCAAAUGAGACAAAAUGUUUUAUGGUAAAAUAUGUUGUAUUUAUUAUUCAUAUGAUGCAAACUAGCAUGGACCAAAAGAAACAACAUGUUGAUGCAUAAAAAAACACCUGAAAAACACAAGAUGAUGGUGCAAACUAUGAAAUCCACAUGCCAAAAAUAUAUUUAGAAACAUGUAGAUGUAUAAAACAUAUUGUAGAUGUGACAAUACAAGGGGUGCACAUUAUAAUCCAUAUGUAACUUUAGGGUUACAGUAUCUAUAUAUCAAAGGGAAAAGCAUUUCAAUAUAUUAUUUCCUCAUACUGUCUUCAUGAGUCAAAGGGAGUACAUUAAUGAUUCACUACAAGACAUGUCUGUUCAACCAAAAUCUGUAACAUGAUGUGUCUGUUGAAGUAGACUUAAACCUCAGACUUUUUGAAAAUCAAUAGCUUCCAGGUCUAUUUUAAAUUAGUUGUCAAGAAAACGCGCAAUGUCAAUCCGUAUGCAAGAAAUAAAAUCAUUUAACCAAUUUUGUUUCAACCUUCAACACAGUCAGUAUGUAGAGCCUUCUUUUAUGGACUUUUCAGACAUUGUUGACUUUGGAUUUUCCUUAAUAGGCACCGUUGCAUGAAACAGCCCUUUUAAGUUAAGCCUAAAAAAAAAAUAGUAUUGGUUCUCAGGCACCGCCGCAUCAUUAUAAAGUUCGCGCACGUUUAGUUUUUAUUUCCAGUAUUUGAAAAAACCCACAAGAAUCCUUAAAUAUUCCAAGUCCAAUAGUAGUCAAAUACUGUAUUCCAGUAUUUUACUCAUCAAGGAAAUCAUUUAUGUGGGAGGCCCUCUCCCAGGUUGAUUGUACAAGACUGUUUAUUUGGUUACACCACUGUUUAUUUGGUUACACCACUGUUUAUUUGGUAACACCACUGUUUAUUUGGUUACAUACUAGUUUGAACACCGCACACACGCUCUGUUUUCAAAAGUCAUUGCCUGAGAACCAAUUCUUUUAUUCUUUUAAGGCUAAUGUAUUGGACCAUUCUAUAUGAUACAGGUGUAUUGUUGGGCCACUAAGCUAAUGUAUUGUACCAUUCUAUAUGAUACAGGUGUAUUGUUGGGCCACUAAGACUAUCUGCAUACCAAAUGAUGUGAUGAACAUAAUGUUUGUAAUAAGAACAUGAACAAUGCCUGUGGGUAUCAGAUCUGUACAUAGACAUAUAGUACUGCACUGAUUUGAUUACUAUUUUAUUUAUUCAUUCUCAAGGAAGGUGUUGGUGAUGCUAAGUUUGUGUGACUGAGAUGACUUGCUGGAAGUAGGUGGUGUGGCCAUCAACGAGUGCUUGUGUAUGUAGGAUGCUGCCAUGCAUGUCAUGGAGACAUUCACUCAGUGUAUGACUGCAUUUUGAAAACGGUUGUGUUGAUCCAUCAUUUCAACAGAAAUAUGGGUUUGCUUUUGUGUUUUAUCUUAUUUUCUAAACAUUGUACAUAGAAAAAUAUUUAAUUGAAACGUGAAGUUUGUGUAAGAUUAUUUCUCUCUCUGUGUUGUCAGUUUUUGUGCCUUGUUUUAAUUAAUGUUUUACAAAAUAUGUCAGGAGUUGAUCUUUUGGCUCAAAAUUUAGAUUAUCUUUUUCAUUCCAACUGAUUUAAUUGUUUUAAACAAAAUUAAGGGUUAUCAGUUUAAGUUGAUGGAAUGGUCUCCUUUAAUAUGAUUUUGGAAUUUGUAUUAUUGACCAACAUCAUUAUGCCAAGUUAUACUUUGUGCUGAAACCAGUGCUAACAAGCUGUUUGUAUUGAACCAUAUUUCUUCCAUCAUUAGAGAUUUCCAUCGAUAAGAAUUGUUCUUCAUGAUUUUAGAGUCUUUGAAUACCCUUAUAACAAAAUCCAUGUUAGCAGAGGACAAAAGUUCGCAACUCGGAGACUUUUAUGAUUUCUCCAAACUUGAGGAAAUUAUUGAAUAAAUAAAGAAGAUGCAAGUAAUGAUAAUGUAUCUUCCCUGUGUUUAUGUUCAAAACAAGAAUACUUGUUGAUCAUCCUUGUGCUGGAUGUUUGUGGUGAUCGGCAAUCUUGUACUGAGUUAAUUUUAGAAUGAUUUUAAAUUGACUUUUCUGUUUAGGUUGAGUCCCAUAUCAUUAGGUAUCCGAUCAUUCGUUGACAUUAUGGUUGUAUUUAUGGCAUGAUAAAUCAUGAUGGCUCGUGGUGAAAUGUGUUUGGUAAUAUUAAUGAGGGAUUGUUUGGAAAUUGGUAUCGGGACGCAGGUUAUAGAGUUUAUAGUAAAUGGGGUCCAAUGUUAAGUUGUUAUAUUGUUGUUUAAAGAUGUUAUUAUUUUGUGUGGUUUACAUUUACAUAGAGGUCUUGAUUGUAUUGAACUAUCACAACACGAAGACAGGUACGUCUUUUUGUGUUUGAUUUGUGAAUAUUAGUAGACGACUUCGUUUUAUCAUAGGUCAGAAUGAAGUGUGGUGCUAGUUCUUUACACAUUCUCUCCAUUAGAUACAAGAUGCUGCAUAGGAUAAGUAAUCUACCUUAUAAUUAGGAACGUUAUUUUUAUAGCAAUAUCAUAACUUGUCAACCGAGUAUUCACUAACUGUUUUCCCCUUAACCUUCUCUAAAAAUAGAAAGGCAAAUUUGAUCUUGAUACUCCUUACAGGACCUCAUGAUUUCAAUAGUUACUAGACCGAGAAAUGAUAAUCCUUCAAUUGAUGAAUAUAAUAAGCGAUAAAUGUGCAAUAAGGUUACAUUCAGAAAAGCUGCCUUUGGCAUGUCAAGUAAUGUGGAAUAUUGGUAGUGUAAAGCUGGUUCACAAUGUUAUUUCCUUUGUUGUGGUACCAUUGCUAGAUGCAAGUGGUAAAGGGUUUACUUUCUAUCUUAAAAAAUAAUCACAAAUCAUAGUGCUUAGGGUCCAGUUUGUUUCAAGCACCACACAUGUGAUUGGGUUUCACUGUAUGAUGUCUAAUUUCAGAAUGCAAGACUUUCAUUGUGGAAGUAGUGUGUCAUUGUGACGAGGGUUAACCUGCCAUGGUGGAUUGUCUUUCAUUUUAACAUAUGCAACACAUCAUGUAUAAAUGUUAUAUACAUCAUGUUCCAUAGAUAACUAUGUCUACAUCAAUCACGGCCAUGUAUUUAUAUUUCAAAUAUUCCAUACUUGCGAUAAUAUAUUGCUCUUAUUUGAGGUUGCCUGUUUUUGUUCUUGCUACGUGAUAUGUUCCAUAUCAGCUUUUGCUUUAAAGAAUCAGGGUUAUGUAUUCCAGGAUCACCUUCGGCAGUCUCACCAAGGGUGGGUGGUAUGGCCAGGGUCCAAGUACUGUUCCUAUCUAUAAGCACUGCAUGAGGUCCAUUUACAAAAUGUAGUAAACACAACAAGCAUUUGUGCGCAGAAAGGUAUGCAGACCUGCUUGUCGUUUUCAUCAGACCUAUUAACAUCUACAUUAUCAGUGUUCGAAAUACCUGCCUGCCUGACCGUCCGAGACGGGUUGAUUUCAACUCGGGCUGCCAGAUUUUCAAAUCCCCCUGCCCGACAGUCGGGUUGUAUUUCAUAUGUGACGAUAUUCUAAAUAUUUCCCGAUGAUUAUCCCCCGCCGCGCGAAAGCGCGAAGCGGGGGAUAUAGUAUUCACGACCAUCCGUACGUACGUCCGUACGUCCGUACGUCCGUACGUCCGUCGAUAAUCAUUAAUUCACAUGUAAAGAUGAAUGAUAAAAUGUAACCAAAAAGAAAACCCGUUAGCUUAUCCUGAGAAACAUAAGUUAUAGUGGGCAGGCAGGUUUUCGUCAGGGCUGGCAAGUAUUUCAGCUAGCCAGUCCUGUGGUCUGGCUGAAAUUUUUGGGAGUUUCAUACCCUGACAUUAUAAACGUUAAUACUUUUAUUUCCCCACAAACUGGGCUGUGUUAGGAAAUAUUGAAAUUGAAGAAACUUGUUAUAUUUUCUAAUUGAUCUUGCAAAACUAGAGUCAUUCUGACAACCCUUAUGAAAAUAAAUAUAAAGUCUAAUUUCUCUUCUCAUAUUGAUCUUUUUAUAUUGUAUUUCAUCAUGGAAAUUGAUUCAGAGGCAAGAGGAAAAGAUUAUGAGAAGUCAUGGGUUGGUGAAUCUGUAAGCCAGGUAAAAAUGCUGUCAUCUUUAUGAAUUAUUAACACUGAAUUAAUUGCAUUUAUGCAACUUCAUAACUAUCUUAUCCGAUUUCCCCCAAAUCUGUUUGUAAUUAUGGUUUAGGUGAAAGAGGAAUACAUGACCUUGUUUCGGAAAGUGGUCACUUUGUCAAACAUUUUACAUCUUGUUAAUUAUUUACCCGUUUUGUUGUCCACUUGGUUUAUACUUAUACACUGUCUUUUGUGCAAAGGUCUUUUUCUGGUGCUCAGCUGUUGAUCAAAUUAUCCUGUCAGUUUUGGUGUCUUGUGUUUCUAAUGCAGUCCUAACUACCAUAUUCGACCUAUGUAUUCUGCAUACUGUAUGUAAGUUGUAAGGCAAGGGAUACUUGUGACCUCAUCAGCACAUUUAUUAACAUCUAUUUCAGAUUCAUAUCUCAUCAUGACUUAAAGGACAAGGUAUAAUAAAGGCAUGUUUUGGCCCACUAGGAAUGUCAAAUACUGAAGCAAGAACUUUCAUAUAUUGUUAUAAAUAUGAGCGGACAAGUUCAUGUGAGCCUUUUUGUACUCGAAACAUGAGAUGGCACAGAAGUACAUUCGUGGCUUUAGUAGGAUAUAUAUAUCUGAUAUUUUUAAAAUUUCACCAUGUUGUUCUGUCUUAACCUUCAUCACCUAAGACACACAAUAGUUAAGACUUACCGUAUUCGACAUAAUAAGCGCCCAGGGCGCUCUCAAAAUUAGAAAUAGGGGGCUCUUAUUAGAAUGUUAUUUUGAUGAAAAACAACGGAGUUCAAAGAGCGUAAAUUUCGUGGUUUAUGCUGAAAUGUUUAUAAACGACAGAUAUAUUUUUCCAGAAUUUAAUUGCCCAUAAUUAAGGGUGCAUAUAACAAACGUAUUAUGAACGAAUAAAUAGCCUUGUGUACAUUUAUCAAUCAGAAGGGGUGCUAAUUGGGAUAUUUCACUAGCCAGUAUAUUAGCAAAUAUCGCCGUGGGCGCUUAUUAGAGCGGGGCGCUUAUUACGGUAUUCAUUUUUAAAUACCCCGGUAUUUGUAACAGGUUUCUGGAAACAUCAACCUUUUUGACACAUUUUAUCUUCAUGUUAUAGAGUUUGGGUUAUAAAAAUCCACAACAGAAGUUUUGAAAUAAACAAAGUCUAAUUUUUACUUGAAUUGAAGUGUCUUAUAACUUUCAUAACUGUUACUAUAACAAAUGCUCGGUUUAUUCAGAUCUGCAGGCCAAAUAUGGUUCUUAUCAUACCUUCCUCUGCCUUUGCAAUUGGGGUUCUCUUCAGGAUGGCAAGAUUCUAAAUUGGUCAAAUAUGGUACAUUAUUUGCAUUUAGACAGGUAGAAACUGUUCAAGAGCAUUUGAUAAGACAUUGUUUACCCCCUAUGAAACAAGAAAAACAUGUCAUACUUAGUUUGGUGAAUCAGAAUUUGUAACCUCGAGCUGAAGCGCUCGGUUCCAAAUUAAAAUAUGAAGUAUGUACUCUACAGUGGGACUACAUCAAAUUUCAAAACACACUAGGUUUAUCUCCUAAUUGUGCCACAUUUAUUCCUGCAAUUCAUGUCAUAUAUUGGUAGUGCUGUUUGCUUUAGCAACUUGCUUAUCUCCACUGUCUCAAUUAGUAGCCACAGCUGCAAAGUUCACAUAUUUUCUCAUGUCUCAACUCCCAUUCCUAACAGUGUCAGAAGCAUUUCUGUUCUGCUUCUCAUAUCAUGCAUGCCCAGCCGAGCAGAAACACUUUAUACAUAUGGUGAUAUAUUACAUGAUGUUUUUUGUUUAAUGUUUAUUUUUCUUUAUUAAAGCGAGACUAUACCCAAUGUUUGGGCCCCUUUUAAAAGGAAGGCUUAGACCUUGUAAUAUGUUUCAUUUGUGAAAUUGGGACAUUGUCAUUUUGUUUUAAAAAAAAUCUGUGGAUGACUAAUUAUUGCCUGAUAGUCAAGGGCAUGGUUAACUCAUAUCUGGCGAUAGGUUAAUUUACCCAGACCGCUUCUCCUUUAAGCUGCAUGACACUCAUUUUUAUCACUGUCAUAUUCCAGCAAGUUAAUUAAUAAUCAAGAAUAUUGUCCUCAAAUUCUUAUAAAGAUCCUUUGUGAUAUAAGGAUGAGAAUUGGUUUCUUAAGACUUUACUGUGUUUGUGGUGAGGGGGAAUUUGCUGCUUGCGGUUCCUGAGAACCAGACAAUGUCUGCCAUAGAAAAGAACUCUAGUCCAGUGAGGUUUGGACCUUACCUAUGCAAUACUUCUACAGAGUCUCUUACCAACAAUGCAGCGUUAUGAAUAGUGUUUGUGCUACCAGGAUUGAUCACCUUAGAGUUAUUGUCUUGAGAUACGGAACUAGGUUCUGAGAGUCUGUAUUAUUUAGAUAACUGAAGUCAGAUGGGCAUGAUAUUGUCUUCUAGAUGUAUUCUUGAUGAAUGGCACAUCCUAAUGGAUGACACCUGCUCUUCAUGCAACAGCCAAACCUACCUUCGUAUUGUUAACUGUAUUAUUCAAUUAGUUUGUUUAGAUAUAACUCAAAUUCCCUUAAUAGCCAUUAGAUUAGUGGCAUGACCUUGUGAGUUAGUUAAUAUUUAAUCACUUCAGCAAUCUCUUCAGCUACAUUGUGAUAAAGUCAUGGGCUUGUAGCAAGCUUUUUUGUUCUUUGAAGAUCUUUUGAUUUCAUCACUUCUCUUUAAGGUACAUUUAAUUUACAAUAUUAGUGAAUAGUUAAAAAGAAAAGAAAAUUGUAUUAGAAACUUUGCAUCACUUUGAAGGAAAUGUUGCCAUUUUUCAGCAUACAAAAUGUUUCAAGAUCUCACUUUACUCCUGCUUUGAAAGACUUUCAUAAUGGUGACAGACAUUUAUCAUAGUCAAUAUCGAUCAUGCAAUUAUGCUUUGCACAUGUAAAUUAGUCCUGUACAUAAUGUAAUUAGCAAUAUGUCCUCACAGAUAGACUAUUUUGUGAUACUGGAUGACACUGCAGCAGUCUGUUCUGUAACAUACAUUCAACAUGUACAUUAUGAGAUUGGUCACUCUUCUACUCCUGUUGUCAUAUGCUGUUGAACUACCGAUUGUUUUUGUUAUGACACUUUUUGUGUAUCAGCCAGUUAGGCACACCCUAGCUUGCCUUGCCAUCUCCAUGAAUACCAGUGAUCUGAUGCCGGAGGUUCGUGGUCAGAUUCUCAGUUACAGUUAUCUGUUACAAGUUCAGUCAUCCGUACCAUGCUAUGAGUGGUUUCUUCAUAGACUCUGAAUGAUUAAUUUUCAUCCGUUUCAUUAAUUUGUUAGAAUUAUUCACUGCUACUUUGAAAAUGCAAUUUUGAUCAUAGCUUGUAAUUUUGAAUAAUCUAGGACUUUGAGUUUGGAAAAACUCAAAUAAUAAUGAUGUACCUGUAACAAGGUAUAUAAUAUAAUAUAUCAUAUAUUUCAGAGCAGCCUUUCAUUCCUUAAGGAAUGGACAGUUUGUUUUGGAAGGGAACAUAUAAAGAAUUGUCAUUUCAUGUGCUUGUUGCACAAGGACAGUAUGUUGAGUUUCAGCAUAGAUAAGAUUUAAUAUUUCUCUGAUAUUGUCUGUGUGAAACCAUUCAAAUUUUGGUUAUUUGAAAGUGCAAUUUUUUCAGAGUGUAAAAUUGCUUCCAGCAUAAAUAGGUUUCCUUCAUAAUUGGCCUGAUCUUCCGUAACAGUUCACCAACAGAGAUAAUGUCACAUCACGUUCAUGAGGGUUCUGGUAUUUUCAUUUGAGUUCUAUCUUUACCUUCAGGAAAUGACAGAAAUUUCUAAUUUAUUUAUUAAUUUAUUAGAAAGUGAAUUGAAAAUUAUAGACAUGGAAGAUUAUUUAUUUGGGAAACUUCUCCAGCGUCUCAGCCCAUGCCCCCUCUGAAGGUGAAAUGACCCGUGCCUGGGCGCCAUUGUACAAAACAACCUCAGCGCUACGACUGUCGUAAGUCUAUGUUAAGGUAUGGGAGUUAUGACCACCUUAGCGCAAAGAUUGCUCUGUACAACUGCACCCAGAUGUGUUGUGCAACAAGGUGAGGGAAUGUCCAGUUGUAUGUCAACUAUCCAGGUGAUGGUUAUGUACAUGUUAUCUGUGUUUACUGCUUUGACACAACGGUGUUGACAUCUUAGUGCAAUCUGUUACCGCUUACCAAGUUAUGCCCCCAGCAGUGGGUUGUUGACAAUAUACUGCAACUGGUUCUCAAACAGGGUGAAUGUACGACUCACAACUACAAAUCUGCAAUAAAGUUUAAACAAGUACCUGGUGUUCUGUCAAUCUCUUGCCUGUGUGAAAUAAUAUCAAUUUAAGCACUAAAUAUCUGAAAGCAACAGGUUUAUUCCUGUAAGGUGUACAUUAUGCAUUCAAUAUUCGCGUAUGUACAGGUACUGUAAAAAACUACAUACAGCAUUAUUUACUUUUCACAACUCAAAUGACUAAUAUAAAGCAAGGCAUAGCAAAGAGUAGUCAUACCAACAAUGGCAACUUAACAGAAUUAACUUAUGUAUUACUGUAAUCAUUGAGUCCCUGCUUACAUAGGCCAAUAGUGUGCGGGGACCUAAUCUAACCCCAAAAGAUGGUCUUGUGGAUAGCGUCUGCCUGGAGAGCAGAAGGUCUGUGGUUCGAUUGCCGGCUGUUUCAUA